AAGUGGGGCACGUUUUGUAUCGAUAUAGGUUGACAAUAAGCUUGGAGAGGGGUAACAACUCACGUGUUACCAAACGUGCAACAUGAUGCGAAACAGUCACUCUACGCGAUAGAUAUGUGACGUACGGUGUGGUUCAGUCUUCAUAGAUAUCAUCGUCUAGAACGCAUCGUGGUGUCUAUUAUAUUAUUAUGAAAGCAAUUAGAAAUUAGUGAAAGUAUCUAUUUCUCAAUUAAUUUACUGAUUUUUUUAUGAUCAAUCAGAUGGUGCAUUAUUUUUAAUUCAAUUGUUAAUAGUAGUGAAUGCGAUAAAAAAAAAUCUUCCCUUUGUUCAUAUAAGUACGAAUAGUUUGACUUCGCGUAUUUCUUUAUCAGUUUCUAACACUUUUAUCGUCACGAAAUAUAGAAAUGAUACGCGAACAAGUUCAUUCGAUUUAGCAGCAGUGUUGUGACCCGACGGAUAUCGUCUAAAAGAAAAGCUAUCAUUAGAAGAGAACGAUGGAAGAGGUAUCUACUGAGAAUGCCAAGGUGUCGGAUUCCGGAUAUUCUAACACUUGUAGCAACAGUCAAUCUCAACGUAGUAGUGGCAGCUCGAUUUCGCGAAACAGCAAUCGCUCCGAAAGUAGCGGUUAUUGCGGUAGGCGUCCUUCAACAUUUGGAUCCAGCAGUGAAGCACUACCGCAGCCAAUCAGCAAAAGAAAGGAUAAAGAACAUAAGAAGAAGAAGUCGAAGACGAUUUUGGCUGUUAAUGCUGAGGCAGAUAUUACACUGAAAAGUGCACCGCCGGAGGCCGUGUCUUAUAAUGUCGCCGUCCCAACGAAACCUAUACUUGAAAAAAAACCAGAAGAAGUAGCCACUGUAGAAUUGGUGGAUGCAACGGAUCCCGGCGAGCACAACGCCGAUGCCGUCACAGACGUCGAAGUAGGACUUCCUUCUCGUACGAAUCUUCUGGAUGAUUCCGCCUCUCAAGCCAAUGAGGGAUUUUGCGCAGUGAUUUCAAUGCACGAUGGCCUCGUGUUGUAUACGACUCCCUCGAUAUGCACAGCUCUAGGAUAUUCCAAGGACGCAUGGAUUGGCCGUUCUUUCAUCAACUACGUAUACCCCAAGGAUAAGGCCACUCUGGCUGACCAGAUUACGAAAAGUAUAGUAUGGCCUCAAGAAGAUCGACCGAAAGGUAUUAACGGCAGAAGGGCAAGUUUAUUUUGCGGAUUGCGAAAGUUCACGAAAGCUGCUGUUCACCAAUCGAAUAAUCAGCAUAAGCAGGCGAGAUCGAACCUGUACCUUCCAUUCCACUUGACCUUAUCGUUCAGAGAUUUUCGAGACCAUGCGACAGAGCAGCAGCACAAAGCAAUGUUCCUAGUGGUUACUGCCCAACCUGUUCAUUCUGCAUAUAAAGUGCCAGAAGAAACAAUAAUAUCUUCGGUAUUCACGACCCGCCACACCGCGACCUGCUACCUAACUCAUGUCGAUCCCGACGUAGUCCAAUACUUUGGCUAUCUACCUCAGGAUAUGGUUGGCCGUUCGCUGUUUGACUUUUAUCAUCCCGAGGAUCUGCCCUUCAUCAAAGACAUCUAUGAGACUGUGAUCAAGCUCGAAGGUGCCACGUUCAGAUCGAAACCGUACAGGUUCGGGGUGCAGAAUGGAGGCUACGUCGUCCUCGAAACAGAGUGGUCGUCCUUUAUCAAUCCCUGGACAAAAAAACUAGAGUUUGUCGUAGGUCAACACAGGGUGCUGAAAGGUCCAGCGAAUCCUGAUAUCUUUCGCGUGCCAUAUGUAACCGAGUACAGCCAAUUGGCCAACAUUAGCGAGGAGGUGCUAAAAGAAGCCAAGAUCAUACAAGGAGAGAUACGUACACUUCUCGAGAACAUCCAAAGAAAGUCAGAUAUAACCGAGCUCGACGUGUCAAAGAGGUGCAAGGACCUUGCGUCCUUCAUGGAAAAUCUACUGCAAGAGACGAGGACACCUGGUUUUGGGAAAGAUGUGCUCGCUGCCGACGACAGGAGUUUUUCGGGAUCACGCAAUCCCUUGUUGCAGGAGCACGACAGCGUGAUGCUUGGUGAAAUCUCGCCCCAUCACGAGUACUACGACAGUAAAUCGUCCACCGAAACACCGCCAAGUUACAAUCAGCUCAACUACAACGAAAAUAUUGAAAGGUUCUUUAAGAGCAAACCACCGGUUGCCACCAUGUAUGGCAGCGACGAAGAGAAUAUUAAUUCCAGCAAUGAAGAAGGUGGAAAAACAAGCCCGACAGUAGUGAGAAAAUGCAUGUCACCAAUAAACGGAAGCGGUGCAAGCGGCAGCGGCAGCGCAGAAAAUCUCAGCAGUGGUUCGAACAAUCAGACAAGUUCAGCAAGUAGAGGCAACACAUCGAAUACGACUAGCACGGAAAGCUUUAAACCUCCAACGUUGACAGAAUCGUUGCUCAAUCGUCACAAUGAAGAUAUGGAGAAACUAAUGAUGCAAAAACACCGAGAACUUCGAUCCAGUAUUAAGGCUAGCGACAAAUUAAAGGAUUCUCGAAUAAAAACCACCGAGAAAAUGUCGACGGAUCCGAACACGUACUUCGUUAAUCAAGGCCACGGUGUUAAGAGGAGCGGAAGCCAUAGCUGGGAGGGAGACAGUUUUAAAGUUUCAAAGCACGACGAAGUAUCAAGGACAAGUACCGCAGGUCAAUUCCCAACAAAUGUCGCGACCACAGUUACAAGCAUGAGCGUUGAUCAAUCCACCGUAAUUCAAACAGGUGCUAACAUCAAUUUAUGGCAGCCUUUGUCAGUUACUGUGCCGCCUGUCCCAUCUGCUCAAACACACAAUGUGCCACAAAAUAUGAAUUCACAAGCAAUACCCAGAAUACCAAUACUGCCGCCGAUGAUACCAGUAUAUUAUGUUCCCGUUCCACAAACUAAAAAUCCCGCAGCUUCAUCGCCUUUACAGGAGAAAUUUAGUCCACCUCAAUCAAUGCAACCCCCGCAACCAAAUCCUUACAUGUUUGUGCCAGUUUCAUAUAUGACGACAACGAUGGCCGGUGUCAUUUAUCCUCCAGUAAUAGGUGCCUCGUCAACGGGCAUGAUGUACAGACCUUUUUUGAUUCCUGAACAAACAUCAGUGACGCGUGAAAAUAAUCAGUCUAUAGUGAACAAAUGCUCCGAUCGAAAACGUCCGGCGAGUCAAGCGACAAGUGUAAAAGCUGAACCGGGCAGCAUCAUGGCUAUGUCAGAAUCUUCUAAAAAAGUACUGUCACCCGGUGAAUUAUUCUCCUGUGUGAGCAAUGAUGGAGGUUGCUCGAGCUUAGUGGAUGCACCAACGCCUAUGAAUCAAAAGAUCCACAGACAGAACGACUACACCAUAGACGAAUCGAGUUCAUCAAGCUUUUACAGUAGUUUCUUAUAUAAGAGUAGCGAUAGUAGUUGCAAUCCGGACCAAAAACCAAUCGAAUAUCUACCAGAGGAAAGUAUGAAACAACAUUACGGUAAACGAAGAAAAGAACCACCAUGGCUCGAAGGUGUUCAGUUAACUCCAGAAUUGAUAUAUGAGUAUCAAAUACACCCCAAGACUCUGAACGAAGUACUUCAAGCUGAUAUGGAUGCCUUAAAAAAUUUCAAUCAACCUCUUUUGGUAAACGAUCAAUUGAGUCAGCUUUAUUUGGACUUAGAAGUCGAGGGGUUCGAAACAAAACUUGUUCUCGAAGAUGGAAUCACUUCUAGUGGCAGUGACAGUGGAAGUAGUAGUGGAAGCUGGACAGCUGGUACAAUGUCACAGCAAAAACAUAGGAGAAGAAUGGUGAAGUAUAGUAAACUUGUAAUGAUUCAUGAAGAAAAUGCACCAUUGCCACCGACGCUAUCACCUCAAACCGUACCUUGUCAGCAGUUCUAGGAAAAACCUUGUGACGACCAACUUGUAACUAAACACUGUUUUCAGAUUCGAAAUGUUCGUUUGCAAUACCAUGCUUCGAAUUUGGUUCUAGUACUUACGUUACAAUUGGCCGUUGUGUGUUUAAUUCCAAUGUCAUUUAGAUUAUUCUAUUUUAUUACAUUUAUAGUUUGAGGCAGAUAAAAUUCUUUAUAUUAUUCAUAUCUACAUAUAUUUUAAUUUAUAAUUAAUUAUCUUUAUAUAUCUUUAACUAUUUACAAAAAUACGUUUAUUUUUUUCUUAUGAUAUGCAUAUAUUAUUUUUAUAAUUAUUCUCAUUAAACGCAAUUAGCUUUUGAAAUAUUUAAGGUUGAGAUAUUAAUUUUAUUGAUCGAUUUAAGAAUAAUGGUUUUGUUUAUAAUAUUUUAACUGCCUCAAAUAAAUUCCCUUAUAUCCAAACAUAAUGUCAAUUCAUACAUUUAGAUAUGUAAUAUCUAAAAAAUAAGAAACUAAAAUUAUUUUGCUUAAAAAGUUAGUAACUCGGUAAGAUUCUUGUUUUCUUUCGAACGAAACUUACCGAUAUUUUAUUAUCUCUCUAAUGAUGGUAUUUUUACAUGCCCAUUAUGUCGGUGAUAAUUUUUAGAUAUAUGUAUUCCUGUCUCAAGGAUAGGAAACGCUCCUGUGUACCUACGAGGUUCCUGUUAUCGGGCAGACAUUGACGUCCACGUGAUUGUCUUUAAUCAAAUUGAACUAUAUUCGAUUUGUUUUUUUUUUUUUGUUUAUGUACAGGAUAGUUAAUUAUUUUUCACUGUUAGAAAAAUGAAAAAUCCGUUGGAAAGUCUGUUGCCUGCACAACAUUUGAUAUAAAUUUAAUAUAAUUAAAGUAGUUGAUGAAAGAUGAAACUGGGAGGAAUUGAUAUUUGUUAUUAAUAAAAUUAUAUAUAUAUAUAUAAAUGCAAUAUAUAUAAUUUUAUCAGUAACGAAGCUAAAAAAUUAGGUUAAUACGUUAAAUCUUUGCUAUGUAUAGCUGUUUGAUAAAUAACGGUUUCUCAUUCAUAUCAAUUCCUCAUAAUGAGAUUCUGUACGAUAGGUAUUUUAAGUAGAUUUAAAUAGAUGAAUUUUUUAAGGAAGAUUAUUUUUCUAAUAUCUUACAUUCACUAUUAUUUUUAUUUACUUUAUUUUUAACAGUAUUGAAUUAUAUUUCAUUAACACUAGAACUACCGAAACGGUAAAAUCGAGCAAUUUAUAAUUUUUAUUAGAAACUUUCUGGAUGUAAAAUAGUAUGUUUUUAGAGAUCUAAAUGAUGUUUCGUAAAAUAUAUAAAUGAAAGCUUGCGUAUUCCAUUGUAUUGUAAAGUUUUUCUAUUUUGUUACUUUAAUGUCUCUCUGAUGGAAAUUUUAUACUUUAAUCGUCGAUAGUUUUAGUGUUAAUAUUUAAAAUAUAUUUAAUUUGGAAUUGUUAUGUAAUUUAUAUAGUGAAAAUUAUGAUUUCUAAUGGGACCAAGUAUUGAGGUCAUUCGUUUUUGAACACACAAUAUCGGAUUUGCUACCUCAACAUGAAUAUAUUUCCAUUCGCGUAAAAUGAAUAAAAAUAUAAUCCAAAA
Messenger RNA from Frieseomelitta varia, 5444 nucleotides. It is a transcript of the gene per, whose product is annotated as period circadian protein. Gene Ontology annotation, biological process: entrainment of circadian clock by photoperiod; negative regulation of transcription by RNA polymerase II; circadian regulation of gene expression. NCBI's taxonomy places the organism in Eukaryota, Metazoa, Arthropoda, Insecta, Hymenoptera, Apidae. The coding region runs from base 495 to 3866 and encodes 1123 amino acids. Gene Ontology annotation, molecular function: transcription cis-regulatory region binding; transcription corepressor binding. The record is from RefSeq and is a predicted model, not a curated record. Gene Ontology annotation, cellular component: nucleus; cytoplasm. The transcript has 17 exons.